CAAGCUCAGAAUAUGCAGAGCUGCAGGCAAGCAUAUCCUUAAAUUCUUCGUCACUGCCCGCACCACCUUGAUUAAGUUCUCUCUCGAUCUUCCCUAAGAAACUAAGCAUAGCUCUUGUAUCAUCAUCCCGGUGCAACGAUGAUGGUGUAUGUGCGCACAUGGAUGGUGGUGGUGGCGCUAGUAUGCACGCUAGCCCUGCUGCUGCACUCAGCAAACGCGCAGGCGGCCGCCGCUCCAUCGCUGUCGUCGUCACCGGCACAGAAGCCCAAGUGCGUGCCCGGGCCUGCGUCGCCGUGCCGUGUGGGCGCGUCCUUGCGUGACCCGGAGAACCAGGAGGAGGAGGGGAUAUUCAAUGUGAAGGCGAGGGCGCCAAGUGGUGCGGGAGAGACAGACAGCGACGAUGACUACAGUGACCCGGACCAGCCCAAAGACCCCGACCAGGCUGAUGACGACGACCUUGUCAUUGUCGGCCACUGAUCGAUAAGAUAGAUCGGCCGGUCCGGCAUGACUGCUCAUGCUUGCUGCUAGAUUUCUUUUUCAGAUUAGGGAUGAGCUACUGUUACCUUUAUGGGACUACCAUAAAGGCCACGUAGAAUGUGCAAUCACGUUGUACGUAUUGGUGGGGAUUGAGAUUAACCAAGGUGUAAAACAGUGACCCGUCUUCUAUAUAUUUCUGUGCCCUUUGAUCAAUCUCUGGCUACCAACAUAUUCGGCCCACACACAAUUGGUCAGUAAUAGCUUGUUGUUAAUGUCUUCAUGAGUGACUUUUUAUUUUAUUUGUUGCAACGAAGGGACAGUCUUGUAUCUCAGCGUACCAGAAAAAAUUUCCAGUCUUUUCCAGAUUGUGUAAUGUUUGUGGGUACAGUGUAUUUUACUGAGAACCAUACUGUUAUGAUGGAACCAGCAUAUACUAGAAUAUUCUUUCCGUGAUUAUGAGGUUUGACUAAUCUGUGGUGGAAAGUUUAGUGUGCGCAUGGAAAUGAUAGUUCUUUUGAAAAGCUAU
Molecule: messenger RNA, 1003 nt
Organism: Lolium rigidum
Lineage: Eukaryota; Viridiplantae; Streptophyta; Magnoliopsida; Poales; Poaceae
Exons: 1
Coding region: 139-477 (112 amino acids)
Source: RefSeq, a predicted model, not a curated record